Molecule: messenger RNA, 1972 nt
Organism: Gossypium raimondii (Peruvian cotton)
Lineage: Eukaryota; Viridiplantae; Streptophyta; Magnoliopsida; Malvales; Malvaceae
Product: rab GTPase-activating protein 22
Exons: 12
Coding region: 402-1718 (438 amino acids)
Biological process (GO): activation of GTPase activity
Molecular function (GO): GTPase activator activity
Source: RefSeq, a predicted model, not a curated record
UGUGAGAUGACAGCUUUCUUUCCUACGACCAUGGCUGCCACCAUCACCAUCACUCACCAUAUAAAGCUAUAAGUCCAUCAUCAACCACGAAUAGAAGACUUCUUGUUCUUUCUCUUUUUUUAAUCUUUGUUCCAAAAAAGAACCAAAACAAAGGAAGACAAUACUCUUUUUCCCCUUGUUAUUUGAAGAACUUAACUUGGCUGAGCCCUUCAUUUUCUCCGCUUUCCCUUGCAUUCCUUUGAUUUUUUUUUUUUAUUUCUGGGUAUUUCUUCUUCUAUUCAAAGGUUUCAGCUUUUGGUAGGUCAGCUGCAAAUAACAAAAGAAACCCCCCCCCCCUUUUUGGGUGCAAAAAAGGGGGGAAACAAAAGAGAAGAAAACUUUUAUUAGUCCUUUCCGGGUAAAUGCGGGGGGCUCCUUCAGAACCCGCCGAUUCUUAUUAUGAGGUCCGGCCUGAUUCCACGGAUGUUCCUGCAACCAGAUUUAGGAUCAAGCCUGGUAAAACUCUAAGUGUAAGAAAAUGGCUAGCUGCAUUUUCUUCAGAUGGCCAAUUGGAUAUAGGCAAAACUCUAAACCGGAUUCAUCGUGGGGGGAUCCAUCCAGCAAUUAGAGGAGAAGUUUGGGAGUUUCUACUUGGCUGUUAUCAUCCUAUGAGCACAUUUGAUGAAAGGAAGCAGAUACGACAGAACCGAAGGGCACAAUAUGUUAGACUGAAGAAUGAAUGUAGUAAAAUGUUUCCUGUUGUUGGAAGUGGCAAAUAUAUUACAGCACCUGUAAUCACUGAAGAUGGUCAACCCAUUCGAAACCCUGUAGUAGAUUUAGAGACAAAUCUAGAUGCAAAUGCUAAUAGGACAGAAAUGGCAAACGAGUUAACCAGUAAUGGUCCUUUGGACAUGAAAGUAGUCCAGUGGAUGCAUACAUUGCAUCAAAUAGGUCUCGAUGUCAAACGCACUGACAGGACUUUGCUAUUCUACGAUAAGCCAGAGAAUUUAUCGAAACUUUGGGAUAUUCUCUCUGUUUAUGCCUGGAUAGAUAUAGAUGUAGGAUAUUGUCAAGGAAUGAGUGAUCUAUGCUCCCCCAUGAUUAUUAUUCUUGAAAAUGAAGCCGAUGCAUUUUGGUGCUUUGAGCGUCUAAUGCGCAGAUUGAGAGGAAAUUUCCAAUGCACCGAGACUUUUGUUGGAGUACAGACACAACUUAGUAAUUUGGCCACAGUAACUCAAGUUAUUGAUCCGAAACUUCAUCAGCACUUAGAAACACUGGGUGGAGGUAACUAUCUCUUUGCUUUUCGAAUGCUAAUGGUUUUGUUUCGUCGAGAGUUCUCAUUCUGCGAUUCAUUGUACUUAUGGGAGAUGAUGUGGGCUCUGGAAUAUGAUCCGGACUUGUUCUCUCUGUAUGAAGAACUUGAACUGAAUAUGGAGAAAACCGAGGGUUCUAAAGGAAAAUCAAAACCAACCCGGAAGUAUGGGAAGUACGAGAGAGAAAAUAUGAAAAUUAAAAGCGUGGAUGCACCCCUCCCCAUUUCUGUUUUUCUUGUUGCCAGUGUCUUAAAAGAUAAGAGCUCGGUACUACUGCAUCAAGCACGGGGGCUGGAUGAUGUAGUUAAGAUUUUGAACGACAUGACUGGAAAUUUGGAUGCCAAGAAAGCCUGCAUUGGGGCAUUGAAGCUUCAUAAGAAAUAUGUAAAGGCCAAGACACAUCGUAAUUCUAAAAGCAUGGGAUGAUUUUCCAUCCAGUGAAAACUUGAUCUCUGAAAAGAGAAUAAUGAACUUCCAGAUGGGAUCCUGGCUCCGAGAUUACAGAAUUUUGCAGUUGCCCUGACCAUGACCAUCCAAUGUUGCCAUUGAAGCAAUUGUUGUAUUAGACAUCAGACCUCCACAUUAUUUGCAUACUGAAAGCAAUCUAUACACGUCCAUCGUUGUAUUCUAAACAUACCUUGUGCUUCAUCAAUCCUGAACAAGCAAAGUUAAGAAUUCAA